Molecule: messenger RNA, 1598 nt
Organism: Tarenaya hassleriana
Lineage: Eukaryota; Viridiplantae; Streptophyta; Magnoliopsida; Brassicales; Cleomaceae
Product: RNA-binding protein 24-like
Exons: 7
Coding region: 23-931 (302 amino acids)
Molecular function (GO): RNA binding
Source: RefSeq, a predicted model, not a curated record
UGUAUAUGUCACAGCGAAAAAGAUGGAAGGCGGUGGGGCCAAUACGGCGUCGCAUAACGAUACGACGUUGACGAAGAUCUUCGUUGGUGGAUUAGCGUGGGAGACGCAGAGAGAUACGAUGAAGCGUUAUUUCGAGCAGUUUGGCGAUAUUGUCGAAGCCGUCGUUAUUUCGGACAAGAACACCGGCAAAUCUAAAGGAUACGGAUUUGUGACGUUUAAGGAACCGGAGGCGGCGAUGAGAGCUUGCCAAAACAUAUCUCCGGUGAUCGACGGAAGAAGAGCGAACUGUAAUCUUGCUUGCCUCGGUGCCCAGAAAACUCGUCCCCAAAUUCCAAGACAUGGAGCAGGGAGAUUCAGACCAGUAGGAGGAGGAGCAGGACUAGUGGCUCCUUCCCCUUCUUUCCGCGGCUCUCCUUCUUCUGCUUCAUCAUCAUCAUCAUCAUCAUCUGCUUUUGUUCAUCAAACUGCAGGUGGUCGAUUCGCAUUUUCUUACCCUGGUUACGGGUUUGCCGGGUAUUCUCAAGAGGGCAUGUACCCUAUGAAUUACUACAACCAUAUGUACGGAGGACAUCAAGUUUCCCCGUUUGUAGGGCCAUCGGGCGGGAUGUUCCAUAGUUUCUACCACCCGUUCUACACGCAGAGCAGCAGCCAGACUCCUCCAGUCCAUCAUCAUGGUUUCGGCCUCCAGUACGCUCCUUCUGUUAUGCAUUACCCUUACUUGCCUCAGCCCCCCAUCCUCUCCCUCCCGACCUCCUUUGCUCUUUCAACAUCAUCAUCCUCUCCCUCAGUAGCAGCAGCACCAAUUACAGCAACAGCAACAGCCCCGACAGCAACCUCAACAGCAGCGGGAACAGCAACAACAACAACGGCAGAAACUGCAGCUCAAGUGAAAGAUGGAACAGCUCCUGCGGGAGAGAAUCCAACAACCUGAUCCAUCUUUUCUUGGGGUAGGGGAAAUUUCCGGCUACUUAUUUUCCAGUACUAACGAGAUCAAUCACAUUGGAAACAAGGGUAGCAGGAGAGAGAGAGAGAGGGAGGGAGCUCAACUCAAACGAGAGAAGAAACCAGGCAAAGCUCAUCAACCAAACACAAACUCAUCUCGUACACUAACUAUCCAGAGCUCAGUCUCUCUCUCAUCAUCAUAUCAAUCACGCGCAUUCGCGUAGGAGGCACAGUCCAUUUUUUUUUUCUUUUUCGCAAUAUUACGUCAUCAAAUAUAUAGCUAUAGCUUAGGACCAGGGAACCAUCACAUUCUUUUUUUUUUCAGACAUUCAUGGCAUUAGGUAAGAAUCCGAGGCAUGGGUGGCCAUUGGAUUCUAUCUCCUUCAACGAAAACUGGUUUCCAAUUUUUUUUUGAUGCACAAAGCAUCUAUUUGCACAACUCUGAAUUUGAGGGGUUUUCAGGUUCAGAAGAUCCGUUUUUUUAUGUUUCUUUUGAACCUUUGGACCGAUUCAAGAAAGGCUCGGUUCGGUUAAGUCUAAGUCUUUUCAGAUAUAUUUUCCUUUUAACUUUGUAAUUCUUUGUGUUUGCUAUCGGUGUAUUUUGGAUCGUUUUGUUUAUUAUUAGAUCUUUCAUAAAGGUGACUUCUUUGAUCCAA